UGCUAUUUUCACGUGUAUAUUGACAUGGGUAGAUUUCGAGCUCAUCUUUGACACAGUUAAAUGUCCUAACCGAGACAGUCGAUCUGUAGACACCAUGACCGAAGCUUUCAGUAGUAACAGCGAGAGUGUUAUUCAGCGCUCCGUGGACGUGUCCGCUACAGAAGCACGCUCUCCCGUGGCAAGUCUGGAGGACACUUACCAGAUCAGUGAAACCUGUCAUUUCAUCAACAGUAAUGAAUUUAAGAAGGUUGCAUUACAAUUCCCAGAUGAGCUACUGGUGGAUUCUAUUGCAGUAGCUGCAGCAAUACAGAGAGGAAGCAAUGCCAAGACGUACAUCUUAGGAGACACAUCUUAUGGCAGCUGCUGUGUCGACGAGGUUGCAGCAGAACACGCUGGGGCAGACUGCAUAGUACACUAUGGCCAGUCGUGUCUCAGCGCGUCCAGAAGGCUCCCUCUGAUGUACGUGUUUGGGAAGAGAGCCAUAGACGUCCAGCAGUGCGCGUCAUCGUUUAGAGAUCUCUACACUGACCUACAGAGUCACGUUGUCAUCUUGUAUGACGUGGUCUAUUCACACGCCAUAGACAGUCUCAUGCAGCUUCUGGGCGAUUCAUACCCAAAUGUUGUUGCCUCCAGUCUGCGUACGGACCAUUGCCACGGUAACGGACGUUACGAUCAGGAACCCUCAGACUCUCAGGAUGAUAGGGUCAUUUGUAAAUUUGGCAGACAGUUCCGUUUGAAAGAGGGAAAAAACACUGAGGACUAUGGCAUGUUUUUCAUCGGACGUGAAGGUUUGACUCUUACGAACUUCAUGAUGACGUGGAAUCGUUGUAGGUUCAGCUCGUUCGAUCCGGAAACAUCGCUCGGUAGGACGGAGUCGGUCAACAUCAACAAAGCCUUAAUGAAACGCUACUACGCCAUUGAACGGGCGAAAGAUGCUAACGUGGUCGGCAUUCUGGUUGGCACGCUUGGCGUGGCUAAUUACCUAACCAUCAUUGAGCAGGUGAAGGAGAGCAUUCGUAAAGCUGGCAAGAAAAGUUACAUGUUUGCUAUGGGCAAACUCAACGUUCCCAAGCUCGCUAACUUCUUGGAGAUUGACGUAUACGUGCUGGUAGCCUGUCCGGAAAAUUCGCUGUUGGAUUCUAGUGAGUUUUAUAGGCCGGUGGUGACACCCUUUGAGAUGGAAGUGGCCUGUAACAGAAACAGGGAAUGGAGCGGAGAGUAUAUAACCGACUUCAGAGAUCUUCUACCAGGUGGCAGCAGUCACGUUGACUUCUCAGACCCAGAUGCCAAUGAGGAGAUGACUGACGUCUCUCUGAUCACCGGAGCACUGCGAACCUCCGGUUUACGCUCUGAACUGGAGAACGGCACGCCACAAUCUUCCUCCGUCGUCCUCAGGAACCAAACCCUCACCGUGGCCAACGCCAACACAGCAGCAUCAUUCCUGGCUGGGAGGAGCUGGCAGGGUCUGGAGCAGAAGCUGGGGCAGACUCCUGUCGUUAAGGCCGUGGAGGGGAGGAGAGGAAUCGCUAUAGCGUAUGAAGAUGAGGGGAACAACACCAAAGACUGUUAGACCUGACCCCCACUGAAUUACACAGAACACAGGAAGGAAACUGGAUAUGCCUCCAGGGUCCUCUGGGUGAACUUCCGUUCUGAAACACUCUUUCUUUGUUAAACCAUAACAAUAUGAAGAUAAAGGAGAAGAGACAUUUCUGUAAUUAAGACUCUGGUUAGGGGGACAAGCCCUAGAUUUCUGCAUUGUUCUUAGACUUGUCAGUUUUUCUGUAAACUGCUGCUGAAAGAUCAAGUACAGUAAUAUCUGUGAUUAAUUAAAAUGGCAAAUAUUUUUCAGUGUUUGUUCAUUAAUGACAAUAGACUGAUUGCUGUGUGUUUCCAUCAAGAAAUCUGAAUGUUAAUAAAAUAUG
Chanos chanos (milkfish) is the source of this 1922-nucleotide messenger RNA. RefSeq names its product diphthamide biosynthesis 2 (gene dph2). Bases 95 to 1570 code for a protein of 491 amino acids. The transcript has 7 exons. Gene Ontology annotation, molecular function: 2-(3-amino-3-carboxypropyl)histidine synthase activity. Gene Ontology annotation, biological process: protein histidyl modification to diphthamide. The record is from RefSeq and is a predicted model, not a curated record. NCBI's taxonomy places the organism in Eukaryota, Metazoa, Chordata, Actinopteri, Gonorynchiformes, Chanidae.